GACCGUCGCAUCAAUAUGACGUAGCGUGUUUCGUCAUCAACAGCAGACACACUACCGCAAGACAGCAAGCGGCAAUAAUGCUUUUCUACUCGUUUUUCAAGUCGCUGGUGGGGAAGGAUGUGGUGGUGGAGCUCAAGAACGACUUGAGCAUCUGUGGGACGCUUCAUUCUGUGGACCAGUACCUGAACAUCAAGCUCACAGACAUCAGUGUCACAGAUCCAGAGAAGUAUCCACACAUGCUGUCUGUGAAAAACUGUUUCAUCCGUGGAUCUGUGGUCCGGUACGUUCAGCUACCUGCAGAUGAAGUUGACACGCAGCUGCUGCAAGACGCUGCACGGAAAGAAGCAAUGCAACAGAAGCAGUGAUCAGCCCGCCGGGUGGGGUUUAUGUAGUCUGGGGUGGGGGCGGGGGAUUUUUGGGACGGGAAAUAAUGAAUAGUUUGGGUUCCGAUCUAAGUUCAUUUAAAGAUAAUACGUUUUGUGCAGCUCCUGUAAUUAAACAGUGUCGGUCAUUUUCCAGUACUGACAGAGAAUUUAAUUGCAUUCCUGACUUUGGUGAUCAAUAAUUUGAAAAGCAACAGUUUAUUGGAAAUGGUCUUCACCUCUCAGGCCGAGCAGAAGGCUUCAUUUGAUACUGUCAUUUGUUAAAAAGAAAUCAAACUCAAUACGGUUUGAGCCCAGCAGAGGUAAAGAUCUGAUGAAGUGUUUUUGUUGCAAGCACUGUUGCUAAUCUUUAAAAAAAAAAAAAAAAAAUGCGACUUUGGAUUUUUUUUUUUAUGCCACUUCAAAAUAAAAUGCUAUUUUAUUUAUGUUCUGAUCAUGUUAUUGUCAUUUAGUCUUGUUUUGUUUGCUUUUUCUGUUGAGACUUGUUUUAGUUGUUGGCCUUUAUUGAAUUAUCAGUAUUGGAAGACAGAUAUUUUGUGAUUGAUUUCAUGGGAAAUAAAACCGAAACUCCCAUGG
Molecule: messenger RNA, 959 nt
Organism: Acanthopagrus latus (yellowfin seabream)
Lineage: Eukaryota; Metazoa; Chordata; Actinopteri; Spariformes; Sparidae
Gene: lsm2
Product: smx5
Exons: 5
Coding region: 78-365 (95 amino acids)
Biological process (GO): mRNA splicing, via spliceosome
Cellular component (GO): P-body; catalytic step 2 spliceosome; U4/U6 x U5 tri-snRNP complex
Molecular function (GO): RNA binding
Source: RefSeq, a predicted model, not a curated record